UCUACAGAGAGAAGAAAAGCAUUCAGAGAAGUUCUUUCCAAGUUAAAAUUACAGAAGUAUGAAAGCAGAAAGCUCAGGAUGAAUGAUGUCCUGGAAAUCAACUCAGGAAGUUUAAAGGACUGGACUCCUCGAAAAUUAAGAGAUUUACCAUGGCAUUUCCUGAGGAAGGUCAUGGCUUUGAAUGUGACAGCCAGAAGCACAAGCUUUAGGUGUGGGGCACCUCAUGAUCAAGGAACCAGGGUGGAUGAGGAGGAACAAGGUAUCGAUGAACAAAUUUUCUUUUUUAGUGACUCUGACACUAAAGUCUCUGUGAAUCCACUUGAUCUUCUCUGUGCCGUUCUGCUUUGUUCGGACAGUUUCCUACAGCAGGAGAUCCUGUCCAAAAUGUCCAUGUGCCAGUUUGCCCUCCCUCUGCUGUUACCUUCUCUCGACACCCCCAAGUGCACCCUAAUGCUGUGGGCCAUGAGGGACAUUGUGAGGAAGUGGAGGCCGCACUCCCUGGCAGAGAGCAGAGGGUUCAGAGAGGAGAGCCUGGUGCUCACAGCAAUGCCAACCAUUUCCUUUGUGCGGAUGGGGAGCUGCAGCUUCUCCAAGUCCAAACUCCUCAAUGAGGUUCUCAGCCCCUCCCAGCAGCACCAUGAUUUCUUUAUCCAUCAGGAUUUGUCAUCUGGGAACGUCCCUCGUGAAAUCGCAGAUGGGUUGAUAGAAAUUUCCUGGUUUUUCCCUGGUGGGAGGAAGAAUUUGGAUCUUUUCUCAGAACCUGUGGCAGUUACAAAUCUACGUGGAGACAUUGAAUCGCACUGGCUGCAGUUUAGCUUUUUAACAGAGGUCUCCUCAGCUGUGUUCAUAUUUGCUGAAAACAUCACUGAAAGGGAGUACACUCUAUUAUCAUCUUUGAAAGAAUCCACAACUAAAUACUACUUCAUUCUCAACCGCCAGGCUGGGAAAUCCAGUGCAACUCUGGCAUUCCUUAACAAAUUAGCCCCUGUGCUGAAACUGAAAAAUUCACAUAUGCUGAUGAAAGAUAGCAGCACAAAUAAAGCAAAAUUUGUGGAAAAGCUGCAGUCCACCAUACAAAGCAUAAUGAACUCUUCUCCCAAGAGGACAGGUAUAGAAGAUAUGGCUGUGAUAGCGCGUGAACUAGGAAUCCAAAUAGAUGAAGACCGUGUGGAAUGUCAGACUGCGAGCAACUGCGUUAAAGAAAUCACCACAGAAAUAAAGGAUGUGGCAUAUUACAAACAAGAAAUGCUGAGGCUCCAAGGGGACUUAUGGAAAAGCCUGGCUAAAGUGGAAAAAGAAAUGUGCCGAAUGAGAAGGCAGGGGGAUAUCCCUGCUGAGAAAUAUAAAUCUCAGCUGAAAGAUAAAAUGUUGGAAUUACGUAACCAACAGAAUAAAUGUGACCUUACUGAUGGUUUGACUCAAUUCAUUGAUGCAAUACAACAUCUACUUCCAUUAGAAAAACAUUAUUUCCUGAAAUGGAUGAAAUUUCAGCUGGAUCACAUUGCUAGGGGGAAUCUUUCUAAACUACGGGCUGAAUACAAAGAGAAAUGCAAGUCUUUAGGAGAUGACCCCAAACGGCUGGCAGAACUAGAUAAAUUAAUAUCUUCCACGUCUUUAGGGGUUGAGCAUUUCAUGCGUGAGUUGGGGCAGUUUUAUGAGGCUGAACACUCAAUGGUUAAAGAAGGCAAAAUUCUAAAAAGUAGAAGACAAUUCAGCCAUCUCCCAGGCAUAGCAGCUGACCUGAUGCUGGAAGGGUUUCCUAUUGAGCUGAUUGAUGGAGAUGCAUCCAACAUCCCACUGCAGUGGGUAACAGAUGUUCUGACCCAGCUCCAUGCCAAGCUCAGGGGAAGGUCCAAAAUGCUGGUUCUAACAGUGCUGGGAGUGCAGAGCACUGGGAAAUCCACCCUCCUCAACACCAUGUUCGGCCUGCAGUUUUCAGUGAGCAGUGGCCGAUGUACACGAGGAGCCUUCAUGUUGCUCAUUCAAGUUACAGAGAUCUUAAAAAAGGAACUGGGCUGUGAUUUCAUCUUGGUGAUAGACACAGAAGGCUUGAAAGCCCCUGAAUUGGCCAAGCUGGAGGACAGUUAUCAACAUGACAAUGAGCUGGCCACACUGGUGAUAGGACUGAGUGACAUAACCAUUGUUAACAUGGCCAUGGAGAAUGCCACCGAAAUGAAGGAUAUUCUGCAAAUUGUGGUCCAUGCCUUUCUGAGAAUGGAAAAAAUAGGGCAUAAGCCAAACUGCCAGUUUGUGCAUCAGAACGUCAGUGAUGUGUCUGCACAUGAACAAAACAUGAGGGACAGGAAACACCUCCUGGAGCAGCUGAAUGAAAUGAUCAAAGCUGCAGCAAAGAUGGAAAAAUUAAACAAGGAAAUAAAAUUUUCUGAUAUCAUGGAGUAUGAUCUGGAAAAACACAAUUGGUACAUCCCUGGGCUGUGGCAUGGAGUCCCUCCCAUGGCUCCGGUGAAUAUGGGAUACAGUGAAAAAGUGUAUGAGUUAAAGAGGUAUCUGUUUGAAUUCAUAAAGAACCGUUCACUUAAAAGAACCCCCAAGGACAUUCCACAGUUUAUUGAAUGGGUCAAGAGUCUGUGGAAUGCUGUCAAACAUGAGAACUUCAUCUUCAGCUUUAGAAACAGCCUCAUAGCUGAAGCCUAUAACCAGCUGUCUGUGAAAUAUUCUGAGUGGGAAUGGGAUUUCCGCAAGGAAAUGCACCUCUGGAUAACUGAAAAAGAAACUGCCAUUCAGAAUCUUUCUCCUGAUGAACUAGAAGCUGAUAAGUCACAAUAUGAAAUGCAACAGAAACUACUGUGUGGAGAACAGAGAAUUCUGGAGCUUUUAAAACAAUAUUUUGAAAGCGGGGCAGCAAAUCUGCAUCUGAUAGAAAAGUACAGGGAAGAUUUUAUCAGAAGUGCAAAGAGCCUGAAAACUGAGCUGGAAAGUUAUUCAUUUAAGAAAUGUAAGGAAGCCAUUCACAUUAAAAAAGGCCAGCACAAGAUAGCCAAUAUCCAGGCUGAGUACAUGAAAGUAAUUGAAGGGAAAGUGGACACGCUUUUAGACCAAUGCAGGAGAAAAGAAAGUAAGUUGGAAAAUAAAGAAUUGGAAAUGGAAUUUGAAAAAAUGUGGAAAGAAACAUUUUCAGAAUUAUCGCCCAUUUGUUUACAGAAACAUGAAAUUCAUGAAGAUAUAGAGUUCCAUCUGAGAAAAGACCUGGAUAACAGAGGGAGUUCUGUCAAUCAGAAGAUACAAGAAGCAGGAAGCUUGAUGAAUUAUAGAAUUAAGUCUUUCACAAUGAGAACUGAAUAUUUAGACUUUUCAUUUACCUCAGCUGUGAAACAUUGGUUUACAAAAAAACGGUCACAGAAAAUAGAAAAACUUGCUGAAUCCUUGAUGGCCCAAUGUAAUAGUUACAUUGAAGAGAGAGUCUAUUCCAAGGCAGACUAUGAUGAAACCUAUUGCAGAGAAUUGUUGCAUUUGAUCAAUGAGAAACUUCAACAGGAGGAAGUGAAAAAACUGCAGACUUCUGUUUGCUUUGAAGUUGAUCUGAAACUUCACAUUUUGGGGGAAGCCGCUCAUGCAUUUCAGAAGAUGCAUGAAGAUUUUCUCAAGGAAAAUGAUCCUCAGCAACGACUGGAGAAGCUGAAACCUCAGUAUUUCUCUACAUUUCGAGACCAUUACUUGGAAAAAGAUGCCCGACAAAAUAGAGCCAAGGAGUUCUGUGAUCAGUGUCUCAAACCUGCCUUAAUGGAUUAUGUUAGCAAAAGACUCGGACUGGAAAUAGUGGAUGACAUUCUCAGCAGCGGACAGUCUAUUGAAUAUGCCAGCCGGAGCUUUUUCCAGUUCACUGUGCAGAAGAAGCUGUUAGAAGAUGGGAACUUCAACAACUAUGUGAAAUACAUUCUCAACUAUGAAAAGUUUGUCAAAGCUUGGAUAUGGAGGCACAUGUUAGAUUACUACAGAGAGGCUGAGGAUUUGGAAGAUCUGGAGGAAGAAAUUCUAUCCACGAUAAUAAAGAAAGUCAGGGAUGCCCUGGAGAAAGCCAAAGAUGAAAGUGUUACGACAGUCUCAGCUUUUCUAAACAACUUUUGUAAAGUGCUGCAGAAGGACCUAGUCAUUUCCAAGGAUAGCUUGGUGGGGAUACAGUUUAAAAACACAGCAGAUCCAGAUCAAUUUUCUACUUUUAUUCAAACCUUCCUUCCUGAUCUUCAGAAACAAAUACUAGCUGAAUUGAAAGAUUUGGAAAUUAAAUCAAAGCUCUUCCAUCUGCCACUGAAGCCCCAGGAUGAAAUCUUCAAGCGAGUGUUUGGCUGUGGGAAGCAGUGUCCGUUCUGUAAAGUCCCCUGCGAAGCAGGAGGAGGGGAUCAUAAGGAGCAUUUUGCAUCAGUACAUCGUCCUCAAGGGCUAGGAAGAUACCAAAAUCUGGUAACAGAAAAGCUUACCUAUUCUCUAUGUUCUUCUGAUGUGGUUUCCAACACUGAAUUUAGAAAUUCAGACACAGAUUGGAAGGAUCAUCCUUAUAAAGAUUAUCGUCAAUAUUACCCGCAUUGGCGCAUUCAGCCAGAUCCUAGCAUUACUGCUUCUGAUUACUGGAAAUUUGUUUUUAAGGAGUUCAAUCAACAGUUUGCUAAGGAGUAUGGUGCUAAACCAGCCAAUCUCCCAGCAGACUGGCAAAAAAUAACCAAAGAACAGGCUCUGGAGAGCCUAAAGGAAGCAUUUACUAUGAAAUAAACAUGCAGACAAUCCACUUAAAUGGGAUAUACAUGUGAUCAGACAGGAAAAUGAACAUUCUUCUGAUUUAAAAACAGACAUGAAAAAAAUCCAACUUCAAACAAAUAUGUAAUUUCAUCUAUGAAGCUAUCAGGCACCGUUCAUAACUUCAGAAUGAAAAUCUUUUUUUUUUAAUUGUAAGAGAAUCAAGUCUUAGGCUUUUGAAUGCUCAAACCACAGAUACAUUUCACCAGAGCCAAGGUGACAUCCAAUAACCAAUUAAUUCACUCCCAAAACAGAUCAACUCUCCUACUAAUUCAAGUAUCCAUACCCUGACCCAGGCAGCUAAACUCAAAGGGUAGGAUACACCAUACCAUGAAAUCGUAUUUUGCCCAACAAACUCUGUUUUAUUAGAAAAGCUGGACAGUGUCAUUCCAGAUAAAGGGUUAUAUUCAUUUCUGGCCCCUGUUAUAAUUGGGACAGUGUACCAUGAUCAGAAAUUACCAAAUCCCAUUCCAUUGAUGGCUCACUUGUAGUGCUAUCUCUGUCCUCCAUUCCAUGUACUCUGUUCACCCCCACCUGUGGUCUGUCUCCUCAUCUUUGCUCCAUUUUGCUUAUGCCAUCUACUCACUUCCCCCAUUACCAUGUUUCCUGAUGACUAGGCUCCUAAAAGUAACGGGUGGAAUAAACCAUCUAGACGGUAACUUGUAGAGCAGCUCAGGGUUCCAGUGCUGAAAAUAAUCCAAUGAAAAGAACUAGGAUUCUAAAAGAAGUCUAACAAGAAGGGGCUCCUGGCACAGAGCAGCACCUCACUCUCUCUUCUCUAUCUGUCGGGGGCUGGAUGGUCUUGAUGGCUAAAGACUAGGACACGUGGGUUCUCUUCCUAGUUCUGAGAUGGGAAUGUGGGCUAGUGGGCCAGAGGUACUGAGAAUAGUGAUUCCUGGGUUCUGGCCUAGCUCUGCCACUGACCUGCUCUGUUACUUUAGGUAAUUUCACUUCCCCGAUCCCUCCCUAUGCCUCAGUUUGUCCUUUGUAAAAUAAGGGAUAAUGAAUCUGACCCACCUGUCUGUGGGUUAUGAUGCUUAAUUCAAUAAUGUUCAUUUCUCUAAUGGAAAACAUUAAAGAAUGGCAAGUUA
This is a messenger RNA of Chrysemys picta bellii (western painted turtle), 5840 nucleotides long. The record is from RefSeq and is a predicted model, not a curated record. NCBI's taxonomy places the organism in Eukaryota, Metazoa, Chordata, Testudines, Emydidae.